AUGAAAAUACACUCGCUUCUAAGCUUCACUAGAAGCUAUGCCAAGCUUUCAUUUAUAAAGAGUAAGCCAAAAGUAUCUAACCCUGAGGCGGUAGCAACUACUUCGGCAAUCACACAAGUACAUCCAACAACGCCAGUUCGAGCAAGAUUUGCUCCAUCACCAACAGGUUUCUUACAUCUAGGUUCCUUACGAACAGCAUUAUACAACUACCUCCUUGCCAAAAAUACCAAAGGAUCAUUCAUAUUGCGUAUUGAAGACACUGACAGAACAAGAUUAGUAGAAGGGGCGGAAACUAAUAUUUAUAAUACUUUGAAAUGGUGUGGAUUGAAAAUCGAUGAAGGACCAAUUGAAGGGGGAGAAUAUGGUCCAUACAGACAAUCUGAAAGAAAAGAGAUAUAUAAGAAAUAUGCUGAUAUGUUAUUAGAAAAAGGAUUGGCUUAUAAAUGCUAUUGUUCAAAAGAAAGAUUGAAUCACCUUACUGAAUCUGCCAAAUUAUUAAAACCACCAACAAAUGUAACAUAUGAUAGAAAAUGUUUACAUACCGAAGAAGACGGUCCUUCCUAUGUUAUUAGAUUCAAAUCACCAGAAGAGUAUGACCCAAUAGUUGAUCUUCUUCAUGGAACAGUCCAAUUCCAACCGCAAUACAAUUAUCAGGAUCGAAGAUAUGAUGAUUUCGUGAUUGUGAAAACGGAUGGAAUGCCGACAUAUCAUUUUGCCAAUGUCGUAGACGACCAUUUAAUGAAGAUAACCCAUGUCGUAAGGGGUGAAGAAUGGUUACCUUCUACUCCUAAACAUUACGCCUUAUACAAGGCAUUUGGCUGGACACCACCUGCAUAUGUCCAUAUUCCAUUAUUGACUUCAUUGAAAGAUAAGAAAUUACUGAAGAGGCUGGGAGAUUUGAAUAUUUUUACAUUGAAAGAUAAAGGAGUCUUACCUGAGGCUUUGAUCAAUUUUGUUGCAUUGUUCGGUUGGGCACCAGUUCGUGAAACCCCAGGGGAGAGUGUAAGUGAAGUCAUGAAGCUUGAAGAAAUUGUUGAAAAGUUUUCAAUUGAUCAUUUGACUAAAGGGAAUGCUAAAGUAAGUGAUUCGAAAUUGUAUUGUUUCAAUAAACAUCAUUUAUUUAAUAAAUUAAAUGACCCUAUUGAAUUUGAACAACUCGUUGAUGAAUAUUAUCCCAAGUUUUCAAAAUUGACCAAUUGUAAUAAAGACUAUUUCAAAAAAGCCUUAAAAUAUGUUACUCCAAAUCUCACCACAAUGAAUGAUUUUGAGAACCAUUACAUGUAUCUUUUCCAAGAUGUUGAUUUGACCGGCGCAAUCCCACCAAAUGAACAUACCCAGGCGAUUCUUGAACAAAUCUUGAAAGGUGAUCUUUCUGACGUCAACUCAUGUAUAAACAAGAUUGUUGCUGAUUCAAACAAGCAAAUAUCGAAAAAGGAUGUGUUUUUAAGUUUGAGAUAUGCCAUAUCUGGACGUACAUCAGGAUUAUCAAUCCCACAAUAUAUGGAUCUUUUAGGUUUACAAGAGAUUAAGAAACGAAUUCAAAAUGCUAUCAUCCACAUAGAAAACAAAUCGUAA
Messenger RNA from Hemisphaericaspora subhashii, 1575 nucleotides. RefSeq names its product glutamate--tRNA ligase. The coding region runs from base 1 to 1575 and encodes 524 amino acids. The transcript has a single exon. The record is from RefSeq and is a predicted model, not a curated record. Gene Ontology annotation, molecular function: glutamate-tRNA ligase activity; zinc ion binding; ATP binding. Gene Ontology annotation, biological process: glutamyl-tRNA aminoacylation. Lineage: Eukaryota; Fungi; Ascomycota; Pichiomycetes; Serinales; Debaryomycetaceae.